Molecule: messenger RNA, 483 nt
Organism: Heterotrigona itama
Lineage: Eukaryota; Metazoa; Arthropoda; Insecta; Hymenoptera; Apidae
Source: the annotation of a GenBank genome assembly
AUGGAUCUCGCGUACUUGAAAUGUCUUGGAAAUUUGACCAUCGGUAUGAAAACAUUAUCAGGAAUUAGUCAGGUAUGAAUUGACUAGAAAUUAAAGGAUAUAUAAGCACAGUAGAAUGACCCCACAGACAACAGUUUAAUACUGCAGCAAGCACAAACUAUUAUUACAAUAUUUUUGUAUUUAUAAGUUCCGGAAUGGAAGUUUCGUCUUGUUAAAUAAUAAAUAAAUAGUCCACGUGAAACCGUAAAGUAUAAAUUUUAAUUAUACCUUUACAAGGUAACAACGUUAUCUAAGUGCAUGGCAAGCACACUGGCAUUCCUGUGAGACUUUGUUCGUACACAGUCAUCGAGAAUUCUCAGGACAGGUUUGCCAGGUUGCUGGAAAUUAGCAACCCAGCUGAGUCGAGUCUGCUUUAGAAAAGCAGAUCGUUCAAAAUUUGGUUCUGUCACCCUUAACGAGCUAAUUUUUCGUAAACAGUACUGA